Parnassius apollo (apollo) is the source of this 1812-nucleotide messenger RNA. Lineage: Eukaryota; Metazoa; Arthropoda; Insecta; Lepidoptera; Papilionidae. The record is from the annotation of a GenBank genome assembly.
AUGUCGCCGAACUCGAACGGCUACGAUGAGAGGCUGUUCCCUCGUCGGAUGAGAAUGCUACGGUUGAGGAUGCGGGCGCCACAAAUGGUAGAGCAACCCGCAAACGUGGAUGCCGUGAAUACCCCAGUUGUGGUUGAUUCAAACGAUGAUGGAACAGUCGCCCAGGAACUGGAAUUAGAGCAUAUGAGGAGUACAUUGGAAGAGGCGAUUGUGGAAACGCGCAGUACGCCUCUCGAAAAUCGACCGCGACUUCCCCGCAUAGCCCUAAGCAAGCGGAAUCGGGCUGUCGUGAGGGCUCUGAACCCAAUGCUGGUGACCUAUUUGGAAGCCAGCCGGGACCUUUGCGAGACGGACUCAAUUCUUUUUGGCGCCGCGCUGGCAGUCUGCCGCAUCAUAGGCGCCAAUGUUUCCACGGCUGGACGCGCUACUGGGCAUAGUAGCGCUAUCCCAGCAUGGAGAAGAAGAAUUGAGGAACAUAUCGCAAAGGCUAGAGCUCUCAUCGGCAGACUGAUAUGCUUCAGAUCAGGCAACAACAGGCCAAGAAUUGUGCGCACCGUCAAGAUGGCGUUUGCUGGGACAAAUGUCAGUUUGUCCCAGCCGGAUAUAACGCAAAAACUGACGGAGCGCAUAGAUGAUCUGAAGCAGAGAAUCGCUGCUUGGGGAAAGCGGAUUCGGCGAUAUACCGAGAAGUCGACACGGUUCAACCAAAAUCGUCUCUUUCAGAGUGAUCAGAAGAGGCUCUAUGAAUCAUUGGAGCGACCAAUGGUAAGUAGAACGGGUUCAGCACCGAAUCAGGCCGACACUGUAGCAUUCUGGCGCGGCCUGUGGUCAGAGCCCGUAAACCACAGCGAGGGCCCUUGGACGGAAGUUGUGGCGAGUCAGUGUGCGGGUAUUACGCCCAUGGACCCCGUCAUCAUAACGCCGGAUGACGUAGCUGAGGCGGUCCGUAGGGUCCCGAACUGGAAAAGUCCGGGGCUUGACGGGCUGCAUCACUACUGGCUGAAGGGGUUCAUGCCGCUGCCUGGAGGUCGCCAGGGCGCGUCUGGAGCUGGCGCUGGACGAGACAGCAUGCGAACCGCCGCCAGUGCUGCACAAGCACCCAGCAGCACCUCGCAUCCAUCAUCCCCACCAGCUGGCUUGGUGGCGGCAGGGUCUUCGCGGGCCCAGCAAUCGGCACCCGCUUUUGGUGGAGUACGCUGCAUGCGUUGGACAACCCAGAUGAACAGCAACGCAUUGCGGGCGUAUUUUAGGGCGAAAGGGGGAGAAACUGGAGGUUUUGCGUAUCGGGCAAGGAUUCAUCGACUUUUUGCUAAGCUGGAGCCAUCUGUAACUGUCACCGAGCAAAACCUGGCAGACCGGGUUCGGUAUAUCUUGCGCUCAAAUACAUUUGAUGUUACCGAACUCGAACGGCUACGACGUGAGGCUGUUCCUUCAUCGAGUGAAAAUGCUGCGGCUGAGGAUGCGGCGCCACAGCUUGCUGAGCAAACGGCAAAUAUGGAUGCCGCCGUGAACACGCCAGUUGUGGUUGAUUCAGACGAUGAUGGAACAGUCGCCCAGGAACUGGAACCAGAGCAAAUGAGGAGUACAUUGGAAGAGGCGAUUGUGGAAACGCGCAGUACGCCUCUCGAAAAUCGACCACGACUUCCCCCGCUUAUCCCUAAGCAAGCGGAAUCGGGCUGUCGUGAGGGCUCUGAACCCAAUGCUGGUUACCUAUUUGGAAGCCAGCCGGGACCUUUGCGAGACAGAUUCAAUUCUUUUUGGCGCCGCACUGGCAGUCUGCCGUAUUAUAGGCGCCAAACUUUCCACGGCUGA